Neogale vison (American mink) is the source of this 4277-nucleotide messenger RNA. RefSeq names its product elongation factor like GTPase 1 (gene EFL1). Gene Ontology annotation, cellular component: cytosol; ribonucleoprotein complex. The transcript has 20 exons. The record is from RefSeq and is a predicted model, not a curated record. Gene Ontology annotation, molecular function: GTP binding; ribosome binding; GTPase activity. The coding region runs from base 104 to 3478 and encodes 1124 amino acids. Gene Ontology annotation, biological process: cytosolic ribosome assembly. NCBI's taxonomy places the organism in Eukaryota, Metazoa, Chordata, Mammalia, Carnivora, Mustelidae.
GCCUGCGACGCGUGCGGUGUGGCCGGGCGAGGGCUGAGCGGGGCCGAGCAGGUCGGAGCUGGACGGGUGGCGCGGCCGCAGCCGUCACAGGAAACAAGGGACCAUGGUGCUCAGCAGUUUGGAUAAGAUUAUUCACCUGCAGAAAAACACUGCUAACAUCAGGAACAUCUGCGUUUUGGCUCACGUUGACCAUGGAAAAACUACUCUGGCUGACUGUCUUAUAUCCAGCAAUGGAAUCAUCUCCAGCCGCCUGGCAGGCAAGUUAAGGUACAUGGACAGCCGAGAAGACGAGCAGGUUCGAGGGAUCACUAUGAAAUCCAGUGCCAUUUCCCUGCACUACACGACAGGUAACGAGGAGUACCUGAUUAAUCUGAUAGACUCUCCAGGACACGUGGACUUCUCCUCGGAAGUGUCCACCGCCGUGCGCAUCUGUGACGGCUGCAUCAUCGUGGUUGACGCCGUGGAGGGGGUCUGUCCGCAGACACAAGCUGUCCUGCGCCAGGCCUGGCUGGAAAACAUCCGUCCGGUGCUGGUGAUCAACAAGAUAGACCGCUUGAUAGUGGAGCUGAAGUUCAGCCCGCAGGAGGCCUACGCUCACCUCAAGAACAUCUUAGAGCAGAUCAAUGCGCUCACGGGAACUCUCUUCACCUCUAAAGUCCUAGAGGAAAGGGCGGACAGAGAGACCGAAUCCCGCGUGAACCCCAGUUCUGAGCCCGGAGAGCAAGUGUACGACUGGAGCGCGGGCCUGGAGGACACGGACGACUCGCACCUGUACUUCUCUCCGGAUCAGGGCAACGUGGUGUUCACCAGCGCCGUCGACGGGUGGGGCUUUGGAGUUGAGCACUUUGCCAAAAUCUACAGUCAAAAAAUCGGCAUCAAAAAGGAAGUUCUUUUGAAAACCUUGUGGGGAGAUUACUCCAUCAACAUGAAGGCCAAGAAGAUCGUGAAGGCUAAAGGGAAGAAACCUUUAUUUGUGCAGCUGAUCCUGGAGAAUAUAUGGAGCUUGUAUGAUGCCGUCUUGAAGAAGGACAGAGAAAAAAUUGAUAAAAUAGUGACUUCUUUAGGAUUGAAAAUUGGAGCCCGGGAGGCACGACAUUCAGACCCUAAAGUUCAGAUCAAUGCCAUCUGCAGCCAGUGGCUGCCCAUCUCCCACGCUGUGCUGGCGAUGGUGUGUCAGAAGCUUCCUAGCCCCCUGGAUAUGGCAGCCGAGAGGGUGGAGAGACUGCUGUGCGCGGGAUCGCAGGCGUUCGACUCUCUGCCGCCCGAAACCCAGGCCCUGAAAGCAGCUUUCAUGAAGUGUGGAAGCGAGGACACGGAUCCGGUUAUUAUCUUUGUUUCCAAAAUGUUCGCCGUUGAUGCCAAGGCUCUGCCCCAGAACAGGCCCAGACUUCUCACGCAGGAAGAAAUUGCUCAGAGGCGAGAGCGUGCGAGACAGAGGCAUGCGGAGAAGCUGGCCGCGACACAGGGGCAGGCACCCGCGGAGCCCCCCCAGGACGGGAGCGCCCCUGAAACAAGUCCAAAGGGAGAACAACCAAAAGGUGAUGAGCCACGAGUGGAGAGUGCGGCCCUUAGAUCACCGCCCCAGGACGGAGACGGCCAAGAGUCUUUCGUUGCUUUCGCUCGCGUGUUCAGUGGUGUGGCUCGAAGAGGAAAGAGAAUUUUUGUCUUGGGACCCAAGUACAGUCCUGUCGAGUUUUUGCGGCGGGUGCCAUUGGGCUUCAACACUCCACUAGAAGACCUUCCCCCGAUCCCCCACAUGGCGUGCUGCACCUUAGAAAACCUGUAUCUGCUGAUGGGCAGGGAACUGGAAGACCUAGAGGAGGUCCCUCCAGGAAAUGUGCUAGGCAUAGGGGGCCUUCAGGACUUCGUGCUCAAGUCGGCGACUCUGUGCAGCGUGCUGUCCUGCCCACCGUUCAUACCGCUCAGCUUCGAGGCCACCCCCAUCGUGAGGGUCGCUGUUGAACCAAAACACCCAAGUGAGAUGCCUCAGCUCGUCAAAGGGAUGAAGCUGCUGAACCAGGCCGACCCGUGCGUCCAGGUUCUGAUUCAAGAAACAGGAGAGCACGUUUUAGUCACAGCAGGGGAGGUCCACCUCCAGCGAUGCCUGGACGACUUGACAGAAAGGUUUGCAAAGAUUCAAAUCAGUGUUUCUGAACCCAUUAUUCCAUUCAGAGAAACAAUCACAAAACCACCCAAAGUCGACAUGGUCAAUGAAGAAAUAGGCAAACAGCAAAAAGUCGCAGUUAUCCACCAAACUAAAGAAGAUCAGAGCAAGAUCCCUGAAGGUGUCCAGGUUGACGCGGAUGGGCUCAUCACCAUGACAACCCCAAAUAAGCUUGCCACACUCAGUGUUCGAGCCUUGCCCCUUCCAGAAGAAGUCACACAGAUUCUGGAAGAAAAUAGUGAUCUGAUUCGUUCUCUGGAGCAGCUGACGUCUUCUGUGAACGAGGGCAGAGAUGCUCAGAUGAUCCACCAGAAGACCCAAGAGAAGAUUCGCGAAUUCAAAGGAAAACUAGAGCAAUACCUGACAGGGCGGAAAUGGAGGAACACUGUUGACCAAAUCUGGUCAUUUGGUCCAAGAAAAUGUGGGCCCAACAUAUUAGUUAAUAAAAGUGAGGACUUUCAGAACUCAGUAUGGACAGGCCCAGCCAUCAAAGCUUCAAAAGAGGCCAGUAGAUACCGAGAUUUGGGCAACAGCAUCGUGAGUGGUUUCCAGUUAGCUACCCUCUCUGGCCCCAUGUGUGAGGAGCCUCUCAUGGGCGUCUGCUUCGUUCUGGAAAGAUGGGACCUGAGUAAGCUGGAGGAACAAGGGUCAGGUGGCAGACACGGUCAAGAGCAAAGGGAUGUGGCGCAGGAUGCCCAGCGGGAAGGGGAGGCCUGUGCCGGGGGCGGCGAACAGCCGGGGCUCCCAGAUGGUGGCUCUGAGCCCUCGGAGAAGACCUCCCAGAAAGGAGAGCCCUCGCCCACUGACUGCUACGGACCCUUCUCGGGACAGCUCAUCGCCACCAUGAAGGAGGCAUGUCGCUACGCCCUGCAGGUGAAGCCCCAGCGUCUGAUGGCAGCCAUGUACACGUGUGACAUCAUGGCCACCGGCGACGUUCUCGGUCGGGUCUAUGCUGUCUUGUCGAAGAGAGAAGGCCGGGUGCUUCAGGAAGAGAUGAAGGAAGGGACGGACGUGUUCACCGUCAAGGCCGUGCUGCCGGUCGCCGAGAGCUUCGGCUUCGCGGACGAGAUCAGGAAGCGGACGAGCGGCCUGGCCAGCCCACAGCUGCUGUUCAGCCACUGGGAGGUCGUCCCCAGCGACCCCUUCUGGGUGCCGACCACCGAGGAGGAGUACUUGCACUUCGGGGAGAAGGCCGACUCCGAGAACCAGGCCCGCAAGUAUAUGAACGCCGUGCGCAAGAGGAAGGGCCUGUCCGUGGAGGAGAAGAUCGUGGAGCACGCGGAGAAGCAGAGGACCCUCAGCAAAAAUAAGUGACCGCGGCGCCCGGCGUGGGUGCUGGGACGGCCGCCGUGCCGCCUUUCAAUAAAGCCGAUGCUUAGAAAUGUUGUAAAGGGGCGUCGGGGAGCAUGUUUCCAGAGCGUGUGCUUGAUCGGUUCCGGGCUGCGGGGACUCGCUGUUACAGACGACGCGGCGGCGACCUCCGCCCCCAGCAGUCCGCGGCUCGUGGGCGUCUCCACGCAGCCCGAGUUCACGGCGGCUUCCCGCAUCCCCGCGUACAGCCUCCCCCGUCCCUUGGAAGAGACCACGUGCUCCAGGGGCCACCUGCCUUUUAGCUGCUUGAACCAGGCACGGUCACAGCGACCCUUCCUCCAGUGGGUCCGUCUGGGAAACCGGCGUCCUGUGGGAGUGCCGCCGGCCUCAGCCCUCGGGCUGCGUGUCCCGCACCAGUGACACUGCCCCUGUUCGUUGCCCAGGGGGGUUAGUGACAGUUAAGCCCCACACCUUUUCUUUAGACAAAAACAAUAAUUUCUUAAUUUCCUUGACAGCUUCCUCGUAGUCUUAAGGGACAUUAGCUCACGUGACGAGAUCAUUGCCUUGAUUGCAAAUAUUUUUCUUAAAUUGCCUCGGUCGUGUCCUUCAGGGAGAUCGCCAUAGAAGGAGCAAAUGCGAUUCAGCCAGAAAUAGAUUUUGUAAUUUUUGAUGUUGUACGAAUAAUUUUUAUUGCCACUUAAAGGAAGGAUUCUUUCUCAAAACUCAUAACAUUAUCAGGCCAGGCUUUUAUUUCAAAAUGAUUUUAAUGUUUCCCCCCCCAAUAAACUAAGUCAAUAAACCA